Molecule: messenger RNA, 2691 nt
Organism: Limanda limanda (common dab)
Lineage: Eukaryota; Metazoa; Chordata; Actinopteri; Pleuronectiformes; Pleuronectidae
Product: UNC93-like protein MFSD11
Exons: 14
Coding region: 196-1635 (479 amino acids)
Source: RefSeq, a predicted model, not a curated record
CCCGGUUGUCCUCGGAGGACACAGUCAUGUCCCCGGUAGUUCACAGGUCUCUCGGGCCAGAGGAGGAUUCCUGAGCCACCGGCAGCUAACGAUGCUAACGAUGCUAACAGCCCAGUGAGUCCGUCCAGAGAGCCGACGUGUGGUUCACUCCAGCAGAGUUUUUUUUUGUCUUCACUUCCUCAAACAGCUUCCAACAUGACUCCCGAGGGGAAGAAGCUGCUGAACAUCAUCAUCCUGGGCUUCGGCUUCAUGUUCAUGUUCACUGCUUUUACAACAUGUGGAAACAUAGAGCAAACAGUUCUGAAGAGCUUCAACAGCACCGAGUUCCACGGGAGCGGAUACACCAGCAUGGCCAUCAUCUAUGGAGUUUUCUCUGCGUCCAACCUCGUCGCUCCGUCAGUGGUGACCAUCAUCGGACCACAGCUCUCCAUGUUCUUCAGUGGUCUUCUGUACAGCGGCUACAUCGCUAUGUUCAUCUACCCGUACACGUGGAGCUUCUACACAGCGUCCGUGCUGGUUGGAGUAGGAGCAGCAGUGCUCUGGACGGCGCAGGGUAACGUGCUCACCAUCAACUCCACUGACAACAACAUGGGAAGAAACAGCGGCAUAUUCUGGGCUCUGCUGCAGUGCAACAUGUUUUUUGGAAACCUCUACAUAUACUUUGCCUGGCAUGGACACGUUCACAUCACAGACAAAGACCGGCAGACGGUUUUCAUCUCUCUGACCGUGAUCAGCCUGGUCGGCUGCUUCUUCUUCUUUCUGAUCCGGAGGCCGGACCCCGAGUCGUCCACCCCCGAGGUCACGGAGUUGCUGCUGCAGGCCGAGUCCACAGAGAGCUCCACUGACACCUCACCUCACUCCGGCCUCUGCUCACAGGCUCUUGAUGCUUUCAUUCAAGCGUGUAAGAUCUUUGUCACCAAAGAGAUGCUGCUGCUGAGCUUCACCAUCGCAUACACAGGCUUGGAGCUCACGUUUUACAGCGGCGUGUACGGGACGUGUAUCGGCGCCAUGACGAGGUUCGGCAAAGAUGCAAAGAGUCUGAUUGGCAUCUCUGGGAUUUUCAUCGGCAUCGGCGAGAUCUUGGGAGGGGGCGUGUUUGGGAUGCUGAACAAGAGCAACCGGUUUGGAAGUAGCCCGGUGGUGCUGCUGGGACUCAUCACUCACUUUGUGGCUUUCUACCUGAUUUUCCUGAACAUUGCCAGCGAUGCUCCGCUGGCCCCGGAGGAGGGAACCGACCUGCAGGCCUUCAUCACCCCGAGCGUCGCCGUGGCGAUGCUCUGCAGCUUCCUGCUGGGUUUGGGCGACAGCUGCUUCAACACGCAGCUGCUCAGCAUCAUCGGCGUCACGUUCCGCGACAACAGCGCUCCGGCCUUCGCCGUCUUCAAUUUCAUCAAGUCCAUCAUGGCCGCUCUAGCCUUCUUCUACAGUAACUACCUGCUGCUGCACUGGCAGCUGCUCAUCCUGGUCCUGUCGGGUUUUCUGGGCACGAUUUCGUUCUUCGUGGCCGAGGGGUGGGCCGAGUCCAGCCGGCGGGCAACUGACUACGACAGCAUCUGGUCUGCUCCCAGUGAAGAAGAGGAGGGCACAGCAGUGAUUGGCUCUGUGCAGCCGGGAGGAGGAAGGUCUCCUCACUGACACGGUUUGGUUUUCACAGAUCCUCUCGAUCUGUGCUGCUGGAAAACCAAACAUUCCUCUUGAGCCCAGCAUUUAUCUGAACUGAAUCCAAAGACAGAGCGAUUGUGUGAACUCCAGAUUUAUCAUCAAGUUUCAUCCCUGGUUUUUCUUUUCUCGUAUCUCAGCCUGAUUCCUCUUGACUCCACACGCGUCUCAAAACACAUCAGAGAGCUUCACUGUUAAACUGGUGACAUCACCACUAACACACACACACACACACUGUGGUUUAUUCUGACACACGGCCACGAAAAAUACUCAAAUUAAACUAAAUACCUGUGAGGUGUUUUUAAGAAUGUAAGUGUGAUUGGAGAGCCGAGGUUAGUGCAAAAGAAAGUGAACUUCCUGGAUUUGACCUUGUUUAUCCACAUCUGCUCCAAAUUCUUCCUCGGUUAUUUUCUCACCCUUCCACAAAAAUUCACUAAAAAAACACUUUACCUUUUUCAGUUUGGUCCAUGUUCCAUCUGCUGACAUGGAGGAGGCAGGGUCACGACCUGCCGGGGGGGCGAAUGAGAUACUGAGCUGUCAUGGCGUCCAUGUGGACUCGGGUUUGACUGAGCUGGUUCUCUUUAGUCACACAAUGGUGUUUAUUCCUAGCCUGAUUGCCAGAAAAAACUUAGCCCCGCCCACAACAUUUGUUGUUCGGGAAGUUCGGUCUGGAGUCGCUCCGUUGGGGAGAAACUAUGCUCGUACAGAAGCUGUACGGACCAAUCAGAUCGUCAGGGCGGGCUUUAUACGAUGAUUGACAGAUGAUCUACAGUGACGUAGUCAACCACGUCAGCAAAGAGCGCUGCCUGCCGCUGGAGAGCUGAGACAUAUUUAGACAUAUAUAGUGUUUAUAUCUAUGAGCUGAGAUGUGUCGAUGCUGCCAUCGAGUCUGUUUCAGAGACAUCGACAGCGCAUUCAUUUUGAAAGAGGAACAGAGGAACGCGAUCAAGGCAUUUGUAGAUCGAACAGAUGUUUUUGCCGUCCUCCUACGGGAUUCAUAAAAAGUUUAAUGUAUCAGCUGGCCCCGAUGCU